AUUUUUUAGUAGUAAACUUCUUCAAAUACCUCUCAAAUAAUUUCCCUCUAUUUUUCCUAUAUUACCAAAGAGAAAUGUCCCUUUGGAGAUAUUCUUUACGUUUAUCAAAGCGUAUUUUAUGCAAUCAUAGCACAGCACAAAUCCUAAAAACAGAGCCAAAAAAUAUCCAUCGAUGGGUGGCUCCAACAAUGAGAGUUCUAGCCAGGAGACGUAAGGAACUCGGCCCCGAACCUGAAAAACCACGCUCAAGCCAUUUAGAAUGGAAUUAUGAUGUCGAGAUAAAUUGCUUCUGCAAACGACUAGGAGAAAAGUUUGAUGUGGGUAUUUUAAAAACCGCAUUUGUUCAACGCGAAUGGGCUAAUUUACAAGAGUUUAAAACUGAGGAAACUGGGGAGGAGUCUUCACAACCGAUACCAAACAAUUUUGAAUUAGCACAUGAAGGAUUUAAACUAAUUUAUAACACUAUUAAGGAAGUAUAUUCGAAAUCAUACCCACAAGAUAUAGUUAAUGCUGUUUGUAAUUAUUUAACAACAGAUGAAAUGCUGGCAAAUAUUGCUAAACAUUUAGGAGUAAACGAUCUUAUAAUAUCCGCUGAAUUUCCUCCAGAAACCAAAACUACAGCAGACACUUUCAAAGCAAUCGUUGCUGCUUUAUCAAAAUCGGUAGAUGAAUCCAGAGUAAAGCUUUUUAUAAACGAUUUUGUUAUUUGCCAAAUGGUUGACAAAGAUAUUUCUGACGUAUGGACCCCUGAGAAACCUUACGACUAUUUAUUAAACAUUUUACAAGGUCAAGGAGUACAAGAAGUUGAACCCAGAUUAUGCAAUAAAAGUGCAGUCAAUACUAUUUUAGCUAAUUACCAAGUGGGGCUGUAUAAUGGCAAAGAUAAAUCCUGUCUUGGUUUAGGUUGGGGUGAAAAUAUACAAAUAGCCAAAGAUAUGGCUGCUUUAGAUGCUCUACAACGUAUUUAUAAGAGUAAUGUUAGAAAAUAAAUUAGUUUUAUAAUGUA
Molecule: messenger RNA, 1006 nt
Organism: Ceutorhynchus assimilis (cabbage seed weevil)
Lineage: Eukaryota; Metazoa; Arthropoda; Insecta; Coleoptera; Curculionidae
Source: the annotation of a GenBank genome assembly